UCGUGGGCGCUUAGGCUUAAGGAUGCGCCCGAGUGGCAACACCUCACUCGUUAAAAACCUCCGGAUCUGAGAUUGAGGUUCUGGUUCGCGAUGUCAGGUCUGCAUCGGCAUCUUGUAGCUUUUAUCACUCCCAGAAUAUUGCAGGACCCCGGAAACAGCCUUGGCGCACAUUCUUCCCAUAUCGAGCAGCCUCAGGGCGUGGCCUGUGCAAUACGGAUUAUUUAUUCAAGCGAUUCAGUCCUCCGGCAUUCCUCCCCAUCCGUCCCUUUUAUCGGACGAUGAAGGCAUUCGCAAGCGAGCUCUAUGCUGGCCAGAGCAAAAUAAUCAUCGCCAUCGACAUCGGCACUUCAAAUACAGGCGUCUCAUAUGCAUACUUGUACCCGAGCGGUCCUCAAGCUGUGACUCGUGUCUCAGAGUGGCCGGGCCAGCCACCACACCGAGGAGAAAGCAAGAUACCGACUCUCAUCUGGUACAAUAGGCAAAACCAGGCGGUCGCGUAUGGAGCGGAAGCUGUCACUGCGGAGACCCAAAACGAUGCGGCGGAUUAUGGCUGGAGACUAGCGAAACAAUUCAAGCUCCACCUCCAUCCCUCGACAAUGAGACAGAAGUAUAACCUAGCGAUCGAGCCGCUUCCUCCUGGGGUUGGACUGACACAAAUAUAUCAAGAUUUCCUGGCAUACCUACUCGCUAACACUCGUCAGUAUUUCGUGGAUCACGUAGUUGACGGUGUGCGAGUCUGGAACCAGUACUUUCCAGCCUCAGACAUCGUCAUCGCCCACCCCAAUGGAUGGGGCAUUCGUGAACAAGACUUCCUUCGGAGCGCUGUCGCGGCUGCGGGUUGGACUCGAGAUAGCGGCUCUCCUAGGAUUCAUUUCAUAACGGAAGGAGAGGCCAGUGUGCACUAUUGCAUGUUCCAUGCCGACCUUGCGCCUAGGUUCCAACGAGGCAUCAGCCUCCUGGUGUGUGAUGCUGGUGGAUCGACCGUCGACUCGACCACCUACCAAGUUAUCGCACCCCAGCCUCAAUUCAAAAUGAAGGAGAUUAAAGCAUCUGCGUGUGUGCAAGCUGGGGGAAUAUUUGUCAAUCUCGCCGCCGAGCAGUAUCUUCGUCAAGCUCUGCGCACGGUCAGAAUGAUGACCGCUCAGGAUCUUGAAGAAGCUGUGGCAAAGGCCGUGACGGAUUUCGAGGCAAAUACGAAGAGGGCCUUCCAAGGAAGCAAUGGAAGAGGAACCCUCGACUUGGGUGCCGGCAGACUGACGGUAGAAAACCUCGGGAUACGGAGGGGUAGAAUGAAUUUAGACGGAAAUACGAUAGAAUCGUUUUUCAAGCCGCUCGUCGACCAAAUAAUUGCGAGUGCCCUGGAGCAAAUGGAAGGACUGAGGGUCGAUCAUGUGCUACUGGUGGGAGGGUUCGGUGAGAGCCCAUAUUUGCGCGAGGCGCUCCGUAACUCUGUCAGCAACUCACAAGUUACCAUUGUCAACGAUUCAACCGCCAAGGCGGUGUCUGACGGAGCUGUCAUUUGGUGUUCGAAGCAGUCGGUCGUAGCUCGAGCCUGCCGAUUCCAAUAUGGGAUUGUGGGUCGAGUAAUGUAUAAUCCCCAGAACCCCAAGCAUGUUGGGCGACGGGUCACAAGAGAUAUUGAUGGGAUCAAUUGGAUACCAAACACUUGGUUCCCGAUCGUGCGAAGAGGCGAUAUAAUGGCACCCGGCCAAGGGGUAACACGAGCUUUCUCAAGGGCAUACAGUCACAGUCGACCGGAUUUGGGCUCGUUUUCAACUCCGCUUUAUGUUUUCACGAGGGUGAGCGAGCCCGAUCCUUACUGGGCCUUCGACACUGAAGUGCGGCCGAAUCCAACUCCUGGUAUUGAAAAGGUGUGCGAUUUGGUCGCCAAUCUAAGUGGUCUUUCAGGAGGGCUCGAACAGAGAUCUGGACCUUCCGGGACCUUCUGGCAUCUCGACUUCCGAGUUGGUAUCGAGUUCGGAGGCACAGAGCUGGUUGCUUAUAUAGAGUGGACCGAACGGGGGAUGAUACGGCGAGGCUCGGCGACGAUUAUUCCGCAUUCCAUCAUCUGAGACGACGAAACACUACCGCAUUCGUUUCGUAACUUUAUCGCCAAUGCAACACCACCGAUUGCAAGCGUCGUUUGUUUCCCUCCAGGUGUAUGUAUUUUGAUUAUGGUUGUCAGAAUGGUCACCAUUUCUGUCCAUCAUUGAAGCAGCGGCCGCGACAUAGUGGGAAAUAGUUACAUCAUACACGGGUGUUGAUAUGAUGCAAGAAAUUAUCAGGGUCUCAAAUGGACCAAGGGGAUUUUCCGUCACUGAAAGAGAUCACAAUCCUCUUAAUCGCCAAAGAACUGUGCCGUUAAUGUCCUUGUCUUCCCUCAUAUUUGCAUUUUUUGUUCUCGAAUACCCCUGGGGCUGCAAUUGAUUUCAACCCAAAGUCCCCACACAGGUUACAAUGUGUUCCUCCCGUUUUCAUGUCAGCUUUUCGAAGAAAUCCAUUGAUUUGGAG
Cantharellus anzutake is the source of this 2511-nucleotide messenger RNA. RefSeq lists its product as uncharacterized. NCBI's taxonomy places the organism in Eukaryota, Fungi, Basidiomycota, Agaricomycetes, Cantharellales, Hydnaceae. Bases 279 to 2072 code for a protein of 597 amino acids. The record is from RefSeq and is a predicted model, not a curated record. The transcript is spliced from 13 exons.